AUGGCGGACAGCAACAGCACAACAACAUUUAUAGAUCAAUUGAAUUCUCUUCGCUCAAUUUUACGUUCCGAUGAUCAUCUUCAAAUUCAACAAUCUGGAGAUUACGAACAAAUUCAUAUCAAACUCGAUUACGAUAUUCAACUAGGUUUUUUUUUAAAUUCACUUGAUUCUUCUAACAAAUCCUUAACUGUCAAUAAUGUCACUGACUUACGAAUGAAUAAAUCAUCAAAUAAAUGUUCAUUGAGUAACGAUGAAUGGAUCACUAUUCGUAAAUAUUUCGAUGAACUUAUCCAACAAUCAAAUGAAUUCACCUCACUUCAAUCUUUUAUUGAAUCAAUUCAAAAUCAUCUCACAAAAAUGAGAACGAACACAAAGAAAUCGAAACAAAAAGCAAAAAAAACAAUAGAAGUGGAAACAACCGACGAUACAUCUACUGCCAGUAAUAAAUUUCGUGAUGCAAUAUCGAUAUUUAAUCGAAUCUCACAUGAUAAAACAAUCGAUCGGUCACAAGUAAUGAUCGGCUAUGAAGAUCGUUUUACAGGAAUUCAUGAAGUUCCAUUCAGUGACUUUAAAAAAGUUCAUGAACACCGGUAUGGCGUUCCAAUGCAUCGCAUUCGACAUUAUAAAAUCAAUGGAAAUAUUGUUUGGGAUAGAACGGCAAAAUUAGACAUUUUAACGGGUAGUGAUCAAUUACCUGAAACAGCUAAUGAUAAUGCAGAAAUAUCCACUCUUGCACAAGGACUCUACCAUUUUGAUCAUUCUCUUCAGCAAUGGAGCGAAGUUCAAAAUGUACCAUUAACAUCCGAUGACACGAAAACUCCAUCAACAAAAGAAACAUGCCUUCCUGAACGAUGUCAUUUUCUUACAUGGAAUAUUCUAUUUGAUUACCAAAAACCAGGACUCAUUCAUAGCUCUCAGCGAUAUCAAUCAAUACUUCACACACUGAAAACUCUUUUACCCGAUGUUAUUUUUUUACAAGAAGUUACAGUUAUUUUCCUGAACCUUCUUCUAAAUGAAUUAUGGUUACAAGAAAAUAAUUAUUAUAUUGUUAUUAUGAGAAGUGUGAUUAAUAGUGAACAAAAUAAAUCCUAUGGACAAAUGAUAUUGACGAAAAAUUUUCGACCUCGAUCAUUUUCGAUAUGUCCAUUGGAUACUUCGGAUGAAGAUAGAACUGUAGCAGCAUCAACAACAACAAAGACAACCAAAGAGUUGAUCAUCGCCCGAUUUGGUUUAAAUCCUAAAAUAACAAUCGAUCUUGUUAAUCUUCACUUACAUAGUGAUCUUUCUCGGAAUUCAAGUGAAAAGCGCUGUCAAGCAUUAGAAAAUCUUUUCAAAAAAAUGAAAACUAAUAACUAUAUGCUUAUUGGUGAUUUCAAUUUCGGAGAUAGUUAUGUGAAAGAACAAAAUAUUCUUGAAAAAUACGAAGAUGAAGUUCAUGAUCUUUGGAAAAUUAUCUAUCAUCUUGACCAAAAUCCUGGCUUUACAUUUGAUCCAUCGAAUAAUAUUUGUGCUCGUAUCACAUCUACUUCACAAACAAAUCGUCGCUUAGAUCGAUAUUUAGUGCAUACAUUAGAUACUGUUUCUUAUUCCAUUGAACAUCUGGCUAUCAUUGGCACUCAACCUAUCCCUAUCGAUCCAUUGAAUAACGAUAAUUCUCAACGAAUUCAUCAAUCUGAUCAUUACGCUUUACAAUUAGUUAUGAAUUUUCGAACACGAUCCAUCAGUCAUCGCUCGGCAGUUGCCAUUUUACCAACAUUGAAUAUGUGGCCGUUGAUCGAUCCUCAUCGACAACAAUAUGAUCCAUCAUUCGAUCGAUGGCCUCCACAUAUUAAUCUACUAUGGCCAUUUUUCGAUUUAACCGAUUGUGAAGAAGAUCAAGAAAAUAUUCUUUUACAAUUGCGGCUUCUCUUAUGUCAAUAUGAAUCCUUUUCUGCUGGAAUCGAUCAAAUCGAUUCAUUCAUCGAAAAUAAAACGAUCUACAUGAAAUUAAAUCAACAAUCCGAAAAUCAAGUGAAACAAUUACAAGCGCAACUUGUUAAACUCUUUCCACAAUGUUCGAAUAAUAAUCGGCAUACUUACAGUCCACAUAUGACCAUUGGACAAUUCGAGAAUGAGGAAAAAUUUAAAGAAGCGAAAUCGUCACUAAUUUUAAAUGAAUCAUUUCAAUUUCCUGUUCAUUAUAUUUAUAUUCUACAACGAUCACUUGACAAUGAUACAGAACCAUUUCAUAUUGCUUAUCAAUUACCCUUAGGUUCUGUGCUCCCACCAAUCAAUUCUAAACAAUUACACUCUGUAGAUGAGAAAUUACAGCAAUUCUUUCAAACCAUGAAUCUCUAUGAAAGUGAACAAUCUUACCAAAGAAAACAAGAGAAAUUCGAGAAACUUUCAUCUUGUUUCGAACAAAUAUUCAACAAUGACACAUUACACUGCUUCACUCAUUCAUUUCUUCCCUAUGGAAGUUUUCGUAUUGGAAUCAAUGGACAAGAUGUUGAUACAGUAUUUAUUUUAAAUGAAAUUAAGUGUGAUAACAAUCAAGCGACUAGUUUUGAUGAAGCACUUCGUGAAUUGAAACAUGAUCCAACUGGAUUAAAUGAUCAUAUUGUUGAUUUAUUGGAGACACAAAUCAAUGGAACUAUGAAAAAUGAAAUUCUUCACUAUCGAAAGAUUCAAGCUCUAUUUCCAAUAAUAUCAAUUGUAUUUCAUGAUCAAACAAAAGUAGAAAUAUUUGUGCAGAUAAAAACAAUCAAAGAGCAAUCUAAUGUGCAAACAUGUCAGGACGACUUUGAUGGCGAGGAAUUUAUACAUGGGGUACACGAUAUUGAACGUCUACUAAUAUAUGUUUAUUCGCCGCCUAUCUUUCAACAUUUUCUGACAUUCAUUCGGGCGUGGGCUCAACAAGUCGGUCUUUAUGGACAAGUAUACGGCUAUCUAAGUGGCUAUUCAUGGGCUAUUUUAUGUGCCUAUAUUUGCCAUAAAUUUCUGGCACCGAUAAAAUCUCUUUCAUCAAUUGAACAAUUCUCUAUUGAGGAAUUCUUUUCAUUAGUACAACAAUUUUUUUCAACAUUUGCACAUUUCAAUUGGUCAGCGGACGCUCUUCGCCUAUAUCCAAAAUCAUAUAAACAAAAGACGCUUGUUGGUAGAUCACUGGCACAUAAUCGAGGUUCAAUGCGUAUCAUAUCACCAAGUGCACCAUUUAACAAUACUGGACGAUCAACAAUCAAUUCAACACGUGAUCUAAUUAGUGAAGGUCUUGAACGUGUUUUACAACUACUUACUACAAUCAACACAAUCACUUCAGAAGAUAAAUGGAAUGCACUGAAGCAGAUUCUCGAGCUAUCGCAUGAAUUUCCUAGUGAAAAAGUAAAAUCAAUUCUUCGAUUAACACUCUCAAGUGAAAAUGGUCAAGAACUUGAUGAAUGGAUUGGUUGGACGAAAUCACGGUUGGGUCAUUUUCUAAAUGAUUGUGAAGAAGAAUGUCAUUUAUCUAUUCAAACACAAAAUUCAAUCGAAUAUCGAUCUAACAAUAUAGAAGGUUUCUAUGCUAUUGGUUUUCAGCUGGAUCCCCAAUCAUUAAAUCGAAAUCGAAAGUUUUUUGAUUGUUUAAAGAAGUUCCUUAAUCAAUUUAAUUUAUGUCCAAACCGAACAGAUUCAAUGAAAAUUUCACAAGAUGUAAUCUCCGUCCAUGAUUGGAAACUUGAACGAACACAACCGAAACCGCAAAGGCUCAGAAAAUAA
This is a messenger RNA of Rotaria socialis, 3735 nucleotides long. NCBI's taxonomy places the organism in Eukaryota, Metazoa, Rotifera, Eurotatoria, Philodinida, Philodinidae. The record is from the annotation of a GenBank genome assembly.